This is a messenger RNA of Closterium sp. Naga37s-1, 1593 nucleotides long. The record is from the annotation of a GenBank genome assembly. NCBI's taxonomy places the organism in Eukaryota, Viridiplantae, Streptophyta, Zygnematophyceae, Desmidiales, Closteriaceae.
AUGAUCGUUGCUCUUCUGGCGGUUUUGCUCGUCAUGCAUGUGCCGCCGUGUUCUGCAGUGCAUCAUGCAGCACAACCAGCUGCUGGAAGGCCCAACACGAAGCAGUACAUCGUGCAUCUAUCGUCGGUGUCGCCAGUGCUGUCGUACCGGGGGGGAGUCAACGGGCUGCGGGCCACGGCAACUGUCGACGAUGAGGAAGACGAGUAUGAGGACGAGGAAGACGCUGAUGACGUGGAUGAUAAGGAUUAUGGGGAGCAUGGUGAUGCUAAUGCAGCACCCCGAGAGGGAGGUGCCAGCUCAGCAGUGCUGACGGUGCAGCAGCUGAGUGAACGUGUGGCACGCAUCAUGCGCUCAACGCCGUGGGGCCGACUCACGCGACCCGACGUGCGGUUACCACACGUCCAGGACUUCACACGCUUCCUGGAAGCUUCUCACCGCAGCCUGCUGCAGUCGCUUAAGAUCCCAUCCUCAGCCAUUUUCCACAGCUUCGCAGCGCAGCUCACCGCUGCAGAGGUGAGGCGCCUCAAAUUGCACCCAGCAGUGGCAGACGUGGAGAGAGACCGCACAGUGCGAGUGACCUCGGUGCACUCCCCUGAGUUCCUCAAGCUCGACUCGAGCCUGUGGCCGGCGAAUGGUGGGCAGAGCAACGCGGGAGAGGGAGUAAUCAUUGGAGUGAUCGACACAGGGAUCUGGCCCGAACACCCCUCCUUCUCCAACCCUGACCAAAACGGAGUGCCUUAUUCUGCUGCCCCGGUGCGCUGGAGAGGCGUAUGCAGCACAACAGACGACUUCACGGCGUGCAACGGCAAGGUGGUUGGGGCGAGAGCCGCUGCUGGAAACGGAGGUGUGGAGGUGACAACAGGCGGCCGAACCUAUGGCACAGCUUCGGGCAUGGCACCCCGAGCCAGACUGGCAAUAUACAAGGCGCUGUGGAACACUGUGACAUCUGAAGGGGUCGGGUCGUUUUCUGAUCUUGUUGCUGCUGCGGAGAAUGCAGUAGCUGAUGGGGUGGACGUGAUAUCAUGCUCGUGGGGGGGGCCUCUUCCCUUGUACUUCCAAGAUCUGCCCUACCUGCGAGGCCUAAAGGCUGGAAUGGUCACAGCCUUUGCGGCUGGAAACUCGGGUCGGCCCCCCUACAGCAAGUUUAUGUGGGGCACUCUUUCGACUGCCUCUCCCUUCUACCUCACAGUGGGAGCAAGAUCUGCCCCUCAAAGUCUUCCUCCCCCCACCACUGCCCUUUCCCGCAGCACCAUGGGGCGGGAUUAUAAGGCUGUGGUCACCCUGGGCGAUGGAACCACCCUCACAGGGCGCAGCCUCGGAGGCAACACUGCCACAGCUCCCACAGCCACGCUGUCCGCUUUCACCGUCUCCUACUCCUCCAACGCCCCCCAGCUCGCUUUCUUCUCCUCCACCGGCCCCCCCCGAAACCCACUUUACCCUCCCGCACUUCUCAUCCGCGACCUUCCCACCAACGACAUUCUUAAGCCCGACGUCAUUGGGCCGGGGUACCAACUAUGGUCCGCAGAACAAGCCGAGCUGGUCCCCCUCGCAAGUGAUCUCCGCGAUAACUACGACGGCAUACACGAGGAAUAA